Molecule: messenger RNA, 2781 nt
Organism: Cimex lectularius (bed bug)
Lineage: Eukaryota; Metazoa; Arthropoda; Insecta; Hemiptera; Cimicidae
Exons: 5
Coding region: 80-2695 (871 amino acids)
Source: RefSeq, a predicted model, not a curated record
UCUGUACUUACGUAUAUAAACGUACGUUCACCCUCAACGGUCAACACAGUCCUUUCUCAGGAGGUGCACUGCAAACACCAUGAAAUCAGCUUUCGUUCUUUUGGCUUGCCUGUUCGGCUAUGCUGCCUCCAGCGCUGUUGGAUUGGUAGGAGUUGUCAACCCUCACUCCCUUCCCGUCCCCGCUGACACCCUUCAUGUCGCCCUCGCCAAGCAGGCCCAGCUUGUCCAACAACACAGUGAAGGAACCAGGAAUGUCCUCGGAGGUGGUGUCCCACUCCACCUUCCCGCUGACACCCACGAAGUCGCCGUCAGCAAACAGGCUCACGCCGUCGCUCACGCCAGGCAAAACGCUUUGACUCACGCUCAUGCUUACACCAACGGUCUUCACGGAGUUGCUGCUGUCGCUCCCGUCGCUCACGUCGCUGCUGUCGCUCCCGUUGCUGCUGUCGCCCCCGUCGCUCCCCUCGGUUUGGCUGGAGUCGGAGUUCACGGUGUCCACGGAUACGGAGCCCAUGGUCUUGUUGGACACAGUCUUGUCGGACACGGUCUUGUAGGACACGGUCUCGUCGGACAUCACUUGUACAAGAGGUCCGUCUGGGGAGUCAACCCUCACUCCCUCCCUGUCCCACUCGACACCCCCUACGUCGCUCACGCCAAGCACGCCCAGCUCGUCCAACAGCACACCGAAGGAACCAGGAACGUCCUCGGAGGCGGUGUCCCACUCCACCUUCCCGCUGACACCCACGAAGUCGCCGUCAGCAAACAGGCUCACGCCGUCGCUCACGCCAGGCAAAACGCUUUGACCCACGCUCACGCUUACACCAACGGUCUUCACGGAGUUGCUGCUGUCGCUCCCGUCGCUCACGUCGCUGCUGUCGCUCCCGUUGCUGCUGUCGCCCCCGUCGCUCCCCUCGGUUUGGCUGGAGUCGGAGUUCACGGUGUCCACGGAUACGGAGCCCAUGGUCUUGUUGGACACAGUCUUGUCGGACACGGUCUUGUAGGACACGGUCUCGUCGGACAUCACUUGUACAAGAGGUCCGUCUGGGGAGUCAACCCUCACUCCCUCCCUGUCCCACUCGACACCCCCUACGUCGCUCACGCCAAGCACGCCCAGCUCGUCCAACAGCACACCGAAGGAACCAGGAACGUCCUCGGAGGCGGUGUCCCACUCCACCUUCCCGCUGACACCCACGAAGUCGCCGUCGGCAAACAAGCUCACGCCGUCGCUCACGCCAGACAAAACGCUUUGACCCACGCUCACGCUUACGCCAACGGUCUUCACGGAGUUGCUGCUGUCGCUCCCGUCGCCCACGUCGCUGCUGUCGCCCCCGUCGCCGCCGUCGCUCCCCUCGGUUUGGCCGGAGUCGGAGUUCACGGUCUCGGAGUUCACGAAUACGGAGUCCAUGGUUAUGGAGUUCAUGGUGUUCACGGUCUUUUCGACAAGGAGGUUUUCAGUUGGUUGUUUUAUUACAUUUUAUCACGCUUAGAAAAGACCGUGAACACCGUGGACUCCGUAACCAUGGACUCCGUAUCCAUGGACUCCGAGACCGUGAACUCCGAGACCGUGAACUCCGAGACCGUGUACACCGUGGACUCCGUGAACUCCGACUCCGGCCAAGCCGAGGGGAGCGACGGCGGCGACGGGAGCGACAGCAGCAACUCCGUGAAGACCGUUGGCGUAAGCAUGAGCGUGAGUCAAAGCGUUUUGCCUGGCGUGAGCGACGGCGUGAGCCUGUUUGCCGACGGCGACUUCGUGGGUGUCAGCGGGAAGGUGGAGUGGGACACCGCCUCCGAGGACGUUCCUGGUUCCUUCGGUGUGCUGUUGGACGAGCUGGGCGUGCUUGGCGUGAGCGACGUAGGGAGUGUCGAGUGGGACAGGGAGGGAGUAAGGGUUGACUCCCCAGACGGACCUCUUGUACAAGUGGUGUCCGACGAGACCGUGUCCGACGAGUCCGUGUCCGACGAGACCGUGUCCGACGAGUCCGUGUCCUACAAGUCCAUGUCCGACGAGACCGUGAGCGACGACUCCAUAGUUCUUGUGGUUUGCUUGUUCGGCUAUGCUGCCGCCGGCGCCGUCCAUGGCUUGGGAUUGGUCGGUCUUGCCAACGUCCACGACGAUGGACAAUGGAAGCCCCAUUUGGACGGUUCCGUCCUCGGAUCUGGAAACCUCCAUUGGCUCGGUGCUGAUCUCGACGAUGGACAGUGGAAACCUCAUUUGGACAACUCUUUCGCUGGACAGUCCGGACACGGUCUCCUCGCUCACGGUCUCGUCGGACAUGGACUUGGAGUCAACCCUUACUCCCUCCCUGUCCCACUCGACACCCCCUACGUCGCUCACGCCAAGCACGCCCAGCUCGUCCAACAACACACCGAAGGAACCAGGAACGUCCUCGGAGGCGGUGUCCCACUCCACCUUCCCGCUGACACCCACGAAGUGGCCGUCGGCAAACAGGCUCACGCCGUCGCUCACGCCAGGCAAAACGCUUUGACCCACUCUCACGCUUACGCCAACGGUCUUCACGGAGUUGCUGCUGUCGCUCCCGUCGCCCACGUCGCCGCCGUCGCUCCCCUCGGUUUGGCCGGAGUCGGAGUCCACGGAGUCCACGGUGUACACGGUCUCGGAGUUCACGGUCUCGGAGUCCACGGAUACGGAGUCCAUGGUUACGGAGUCCACGGUGUCCACGGACUUUGGUAAUAAGCCUGGCCAGUCGAACAAGUUACCAAAAAUCUUAAAUCUCAUUACUUUAAGGAAAAAUAAAGUACUAAUUUAAGAAAAUUCAA